Agelaius phoeniceus (red-winged blackbird) is the source of this 3338-nucleotide messenger RNA. Lineage: Eukaryota; Metazoa; Chordata; Aves; Passeriformes; Icteridae. The record is from RefSeq and is a predicted model, not a curated record.
CGCCCUGAGCGGCCUCUCGGCCUUCUGCGCCUGGAGCGUGGUGCCCGCGCUGCGCCAGCCCGGCACGGCUGCGGCCGGCGGGCUCUCGGGAUUACUGGAGGACCUGGUUAAAAGGGCUGAGGUUCUUCCUCUCCGUCGGGAUCCUCUUCUCUGCCCUCUCCGGGCUGGGCUUCUGCGCCUUCCUGGCCCUGGCCAUCACCCAGCACCAGUGCUUGAAAUUUUCCCCGAUGUGUCAAAAGCAGCACCAGAAAAACCCCCAGCGAGCUGGAGGAGUUAUUGAAACCACUUUGGUGCCUCGUGACCUUUCCAUGAGAAGUUUGGAUGAAUAUCCUCCCAAAAAAACACUCACUGAAAGAACAAAUUGAAAUGUUUGAGGGAAAAACCACAACCCCUCCAAAUGUGGGGACAAAAGCCCCUUGGGGUGUGGGGCUGCUCCUUCCUGCACUUCAAAGCUCAUUGUGUUCCUCCCUUCGCUCCGGGAUCCCAGCCCCGAUCCCAAACCUCCCCUCCCCCGGCCAGAACCCUUCUCCUGGCGAAAUUCAAUUCAAUUUUGUUUUCUUUUAAAAGGAAAACAAUAAAAAAAAAAAAGAAAAAAAAAAAAGAAGAAUUAAUGAAGGAAUAAAGGCCAGGCACAGGCCGAGCCUCAGCUGGAGCUGGUGGUGGCAGCUCCCCAGCCCUCGGCAGCGCUGCUGGAGCAGGGGGCUCCGGAUCCGGCCCCAGUCGCGUCCUCCUGGGGCAUUCCCAGAGAGCAGAGGGGUCCUGCCCUUCCCCUUCUUCUUCCUGCUCCCCUUCCUCUUCCAUUUCCUGUUCCUCUUCCUUUUCCCCUUCCACCCAGGAGCCACUGGAUUUACUUGACAGGAAUUUGGUGAUGGAUGAGGGUGAUGAGGGAGAUGAGGGGGAUGGAUGGAUGGAUGGAUGGAUGGAUGGAUGGAUGGAUGGGCAGAUGGAUGGAUGGACAAAUGGCCUGGUGGAUGGACAAAUGGACACAAACUCAAGCUCAUUUUGACUGAAGCCUUUCCUCAAGAGCCCUACGAAUGCCGAUCUCCCUUUGGUUCCUUCUUCCUUUGGGUUUUGGGAGUUCCUGACCCGCUCAUUGCAACCCCUGUGGCUCCACAUCCCCACCUGGCUCCCUCACAGGUGAAAGUCUCCUCCUCCACCCCAAACAAGAGGAUAUUUCUUUGUGGGGUCAACUGGGUUGAAAGAUCAUUUUAAAAACCCCCCAAAGCCACCGCCGAGCUCCAUGGCUGGGGCUCCCUUGGCACCGAGAACGUCCCUGACAUCCGGGCGGCAGCCGGAGCAUCUGUGCCGGAGGGCUCGGGGUGGCGGUGGGGAGGGAGAGAGGAAAUCUGGAACCCAUAAGCUCCAGAGCCGCUGGCGUUCCCCUGCAUUGGUCUGCGCCUGGUCCGCCCCCGCCCCGCUCGCCCUAUCAGCAGGAGCCGUUCCCGAAGUCAUCCCAGAGCCCUCCUCUCCUGGCCCAAAGGAAAAGCCAAGGAGCUCCUUGGAGGGCUCUGCGGGGCUUGGGGCGCCCGGGGAGCCCCAGGGCGAAUGCUCCGGGCCGCGCCUCGGGAGCCCGGGGAGCCGAGGAGAUGAAGGAGGAAAACCUUUCCCCGGAGUCCCCCGAGGGCAGCGCGGCCACCAGCGAGGACGAGGCCGAGCGGCUGCCCAGGAAGAGCGGCCGCAAGCGCGGGCAGGGCCCUGGCGGAGCCCCCGAGGCUCAGGGCAAGCGCAGCCGGCGCAGCCCGGCCCCGCAGCCCCCCGAGGACGCCCACGCCCAGCGCGUCAUCGCCAACGUGCGGGAGCGCCAGCGCACCCAGUCCCUCAACGACGCCUUCGCCGAGCUGCGCAAGAUCAUCCCCACGCUGCCCUCGGACAAGCUCAGCAAGAUCCAGACGCUCAAGUUGGCCGCUCGCUACAUCGACUUCCUGUGCCAGGUGCUGCAGAGCGACGAGCUGGACCACAAGGUCGCCACCAGCUGCAACUUCCUGGCCCAUGAGAGGCUCAGCUACGCCUUCUCCGUGUGGAGGAUGGAGGGCGCCUGGUCCAUGUCGGCGUCGCACUGAGCCGGGUCUCCGCCUCGAUGGAAGCAGCUCCAGCACCCAAAACUCCACAGGAACCUCCCUGGAGAGAGGAGGGAAUGACCCCCAAACCCCUGACAGCCCCAGGGACCCCAAAAACUUUAGGGAUGAGCCCGAGGGAGCCGCAGCAGGAGCAGGUUUGAGUCGGUUCAGAUGCUCUGGAGGAACUCGGGGCUGUGAUUGAUUGUGGGCUCGCAGGUAAGGAACCCCCAGAUCCCAAUUUCCUCCUGCGGGACCGCUGGGAAGCCGAGCCCUUCCUGGAGCUGCCUCGAGCAGGAAAAUUCCUCCAGGAUGAGGAGAAGGGGAAGGGCUGGAGCCCCCCAAGGACCUCGGGGGUCCCCCCACUUUCAUCCCGCUCCGGAGGCUCCAUGCCAGGACGAUCCCAUGGAUUGUGUUCCCAUGGAUGAUGAGGAUUCGGGGGGAUCUGGGGGCUGCUGAACCCCCCAGGCACCCCCUGCCCCACGGAUGGGCCCCACCAACGCCCCGGUGGAAGCUCCCAAUUCCUCGGGAUUUAUCAAAGCUGGAGAUGGAGCCGUUGGGAAUUUUGGGAUUUUGGAGCCGUUUUGGGAACUCUGAACGGGUUUGGGAUUUUUGGGGGUGUGGGGAAAGGACGAUGGAGGUUUUGGGGUGUCCAAAAUGACCCCAAUAAAGCCCAAGGGGAAUUUUCCAGGGUUCAAUCCUCGUUUUUCCUAGGGAAUGGUGCUGCCGGCUCCCCCCUGCACCUCCCUCGGCUGGGCCGCUUUUAUUGGAAUAAGGAAAAAAAAAAAAAUCAGUUUUUUUUGCCUGUUACAGCAGAAAAAAGAGGGGGGAAAUCCCUUCCAGGGAGGCUGCAACAGACCUGAGCCCCCAAAUAUUCCAUGGGAGAGGAAUUCCAGUUGUGAUCAGGUUUGGGGCGCACCAGAGAAUCCACAGAGGAGCCACGGGAAGGCCCAGAGUGACUUUUUCUACCCAAUUCCCAAUUUGUAUGUGCAGUGGGAGUGGAUUCCCUGCUCUGGGGAGUCAACUGCAGCCUUCAAAAAAACCUGGAGGUGCUUAAAAAAAAUCAGAGUUCUGUUAAAAACGAGGCUGUGGUGGCUUCGUUCGGCGCCUCACGGGAAGGAUUUUACAGCUGAGAAACAAAAUCGGCUUCAGAACUUAAAAUCUUCUUUCAAAAAAUAAUAAAUUGUGCUUGAAAAAUAAAGGGCAAAAACUUAUCUGUGGAGUGAGACUCCAGCUUCCAACCAAUUUUUUUUUUUAAAGGUGAAAUAUAUUUUUAAAAGAAUA